This is a messenger RNA of Porites evermanni, 618 nucleotides long. Lineage: Eukaryota; Metazoa; Cnidaria; Anthozoa; Scleractinia; Poritidae. The record is from the annotation of a GenBank genome assembly.
AUGGAAGAAUUUUUUAAGCUAUUGCUAAGUAAAAGAAGAACAAGACAGCUAUCCUCCGAUAGUUCUCUAGAUACCUCGCCAGAACCAAAGAAACUUAAAGAGUGUGAUAGUUCUAAUUCUUCCGAAGGCGAACGCGAAGAAGAAGGUGACGAUAUUAUUCUAUCUGCUCUGAACAUGGCUGAAGGCCUUCAAAAACCACUGCAAGAUAUUCUUAAGGAGCUUGAAAAGCUGGAUGCCAUCGAAGAAGCAGUGAAUAACCUCGGGAAGUCUUUCGGGAAGUUAGAAGGAAGAAUACAUACUCUCGAAGAUGCGUACGCUACCACCAAGCGUGAUGUUGAAGAUCUUAAGGAAAGUUUAAACGCAAACGAAACAGAUAAAAAGACGACAUCCGAGAGAAUACAAAAGCUCGAAGACAGCACAAAAUCGAGCCUAGCGGCCCUACAGAAAGAGAAUGAUGAACUCCGUGCCAAUUUUAAACUGAUCGAGGAUAAGAACUUAUAUCUGGAAGCAUAUUCUAGGCGCGAAAACAUUAAGUUUGAAAACAUUCCAGAACAAGAAACGAACAAAGAGGACACGGAGAUGGCGCUGCGCACCUUUCUGGAAACGGAAUUGGGUUUU